Molecule: messenger RNA, 1341 nt
Organism: Didymodactylos carnosus
Lineage: Eukaryota; Metazoa; Rotifera; Eurotatoria; Philodinida; Philodinidae
Source: the annotation of a GenBank genome assembly
AUGCUAGCUGUACCCUGGUUCUUGUUCGCUUUACUCAUAUUUGUAUCAUCGACAGCCGAUGAGACUUGUUCAACUAAUUUUUGUAAAAACAAUGGUCAAUGUUAUCCACUCAACAAUAAUUCGACCACCAAUGUUUCUUUUUCAAAUAUUUCCUUUUGGGGAUGUAUAUGUCAGCCAUGUUUUACAGGUGAAAAAUGUGAAUACUCGAAUAAUAUAAUAUCAUUAUCUCUAACAUCAGCUAUGAUAACUGACAUUCGAAAUGCAGGUCGUCCAUCACAGAAAACUGCACGAGAGUUUGCUUUUGUUUUUGUUACGAGUCUCUUAGUCUUGGUAGCAUUAGCUAACAACAUUCUUAGUUUGUUAACUUUUCUAUCACUGAAAGAUGUCCCGUCGGAUACUCUGACAAAGGUUCGUGGAAAUAAUCAAAUUUAUCUAAUAUUGUAUUCCGUCUACGGUUUAAUUGUGAUGUCGGAAUUAGAAAUACGUGUUAUUCUCAUGUUGUUCAAAAUUGAAUCGUCGGAAUAUCAGUUCUAUUUGUGUAAUGUAGCACCCGUUUUCGGUGCGAUGAUGGUCCAUCUUGGAUUGUGGACUAGUGCAUUGUUUAUUGGCGAACGAAUGCUCUAUGAAAUAUUUAAUAUCCAAGUGAUAUCAACAACCGGUCGUUCUAUAAUUAUUAAUAUAAUAGUUUUUGUACUCGUUGCUUGCUCUCAUAUACAUGAAAUAUUUGGUCGUCGAGCUCGACCGGAUCCUCUGUUGCCCGGUGCAUAUGUGUGUACAUUUGAUUAUGGUGAACAAUAUUUGAAUAAUAUUGAUGUUGCAUUUACUAUUAUACAUUUGGCUGGUCCAUGUUUACUGCACCUAAUCUGUAGCAUUCUGAUUAUAGUCAGACUUAUCGUUACUCAAAAAGGUGCAAAUCGUGCUCACAUCUACGAUGCAAAUCAACAAGUACCACAUGUUUGGCGACAUGUCGUAGGUGAACAUCGUGAUUUUUUCAUACCACCCUUAUUAAUUAUCCUGUGUGCAUUACCACAUUUUCUAUUUGCACACCUGAUGGUACACUGUAUUGAGAUAUCAAAAACCGAUUAUUUACGUUUACAUAUCGCCUUGAAUUUACUUGUUUAUAUACCACAGACAAUAACAUUUGCUAUUUAUGUUUAUCCGAAUAAAGACUAUAGGAAUUUGUAUGCGAAAUCAGUUGGUGGUAAAUUUAUUAGACGUGUUUGUUGUUGCAAAAGGACAUUGCAGUCAACAGAAACGAGAUCACGAAGUGAUACCGAAUUGUCGAUGUUUAACCAAGUUCAACGUGAUAACAAUGUUGAUGAAAACAAACAAAAACGCUAA